Sphaerulina musiva SO2202 is the source of this 784-nucleotide messenger RNA. RefSeq lists its product as uncharacterized. The record is from RefSeq and is a predicted model, not a curated record. Lineage: Eukaryota; Fungi; Ascomycota; Dothideomycetes; Mycosphaerellales; Mycosphaerellaceae. The transcript is spliced from 2 exons. The coding region runs from base 34 to 477 and encodes 147 amino acids.
GUCAAUUUCGGCCUGCUGUGCCUGUGAAAUGGCAUGUUGGGCGUUGUGGAUGGGAUUUUUUUUAAACGAGUGUCGGUUCUGAUAUUAAUCAGUGUGAGCUAUGGUGCAUUGCCCCAGGCAACAGAAAGUCGCGUUUCUUCUGCUGGUCUGCCCUCGCGGGGGUGGGUGAGCAGGCCGCAAUCGGUUCGUCCAGGUUUCACCGGGUGUUGUGGUCGUCCAGCCACGCCCAGCACUGCGAAGCUUGUAGCCGUUGCAGUGUUCCAAGGGCUAGUCCGGGAAGGCUUGGGUGGUCGUGGUCGUGGUCGUGGUUCGACGGGGACGGGAACACAACGAAGGACAACAGCAGUAUCAAGUCGGUCAGUCCGUCUGCACUGGGCCGUGGUAGAAUUAACUAUGUAUGUAUUAGUUGUGCUAAAGGAUAGCGGCAGCAGCACUGCCUUGGAUGAUGAGCACGAGGGCGGCAGUGCCCAGUUCUAAUAAUCUAUGGGCGGAGAUGAGGCCAUCGCCUGUGGACGAAACUUGGAUAGAGCCUGCAUCCAUCGACAUGAGAAGUGGAGUCGCGGCCGCGUUUCAUGGCCCCCAAGUCAGCCACAAGCAUUUCCCGUUGCGGGUUGCUGGUAUGGUCAGUGUGCUGCUGUUGCUUGCAGAGUUGCAGUCGGUGCGGGCCUCGCAGAUCGAGCGGCAGGCUACGUAGGGUACUGCUGUACCAGGAGGUAGGUAGAAUUACUUUGUCCGUCCCAAGUCCUGUGGCUCACCGACAGCCAGUCAUGUCACGCCAUCGGUG